UGUGGUCUGAUGAGAUAAGGACAAAUGAAGAAGCUGAGACUUGGAUUCUCUUCAUGUUUUGCAGCGGGUUGGCUGAAUAGCCAUGGUUACAUUACAGGCACACACCAGGGCAACAGAGGUGCUGCUGUGUCCUGAAGCUGUGAGUUACCUAGCAUCUACUGGAGUUGGGAGCAUUGAUGUUUGCACAGCACUUGGACAGUGAAGUCUUCCAGAGUGGUUUGGUGUGCACAUCAUGCACCUUCCGGUCCUUGUGGGGGUGUUAGCCAAUAUCCUGGGUCCCUUCACAGGAGGUGGCUGCUGAAGAAAGAAGCUGUGUCAUAGAACUGGCCAUGCCUUCUCUAGAAGAUGCUUACCCUUCUUUUAGAGGGUGAUCUGGGUGCUUCACCCCAUAUGUUGUUUAAUGUGCUGGGCUGGAUUAAAGGUUAGGUGCUGUCUGUGUCUGGGAGGAGAGCGGAGAAGGGGGAGCAGUAGGCACAAACCUCAUAUUUGACCCCUAUCUCGGAGACUUGCUCCAGUGCAAAAGCCAAGGCCCAGUGCUAGGCCAGUUUUCCUGGCAGCUCCUGUCUGUUUUCUAGAAUCUAUCUGAGGAUGCAGUUUGUUGUUUACCUGUUCAGAGGCUGUGAGUGUGCAAUCUAGACAUAGAUGAGCUUUUGCAGAGGGUUUUUAAAUACAGUAUCCUUUACAAAAAUAAAUGAUAAUAUAUAGAAUGUAGAAAAAAAUGUCCUGAUUACAGUAUCUCUUUCUGUAAUUGAACCUUUGCCUGGGACUCUUUCAGAUCUGCCUUUAUAAAAUAGGAUUGCUUCUGCUGCAGCUUCUGUCAGCUUGAUCUGAGAUUUGCCAUGAGAGUAAAAUAGAGCAGCUCUUAUCCCCUUUCUACUUUGCAGUCUCCUUUAUUGGAUGACCACCUCAACACCUGGAUGCAGUAACAUCCUCUGCCUGGUGAGGGCACUACUAGGAAGCCGCCUCCUCGCAAGACAGAUCUCGGUUGGCUCCAUCUGCUCAUGUCAUCAGCGUGACAGAACUGACUUUGCUGCUCCUCUGUUAGUAGGUUUUUGACAACAUUAGGAACAGCAUUUGAGAUGACAGCAGUGGAGAAGAUUGAGGAGCAGCUUGCUAGUCUAAGCAUAGCAAAACGUUCUAUGCUACUUGAGGAGCCUGCUUACUUGCUAGAUAUAGACGUUUCCAAACCAGCUCAAUCCGAAAGCAGUCGCUUUGUGGCAGUUUCAUGUUCCAAUAAGUCAAUUAGGGUCUAUAACAGGGAAACAUUAAGCUUCCUGCGGGAGUACAGUAACCAUCCUGGGAUACUUAAUGGAGUCCGAUUUGCACACACAUGUGACAGCACAGUGUUUUCAGCAUGCAGUGAUGGUACAGUGAAGUGUUGGGAUAUUCGUUUAUCAACUCAGAAAGCUGUGCAGGUAUUCCAUGGCUAUCCUUCCAAUGUUCUCAUCAGUUUUGAUGUCAACUGCAGUGAUACCAUACUUUGUGCUGGAACAGAAAAAGUCGAAAAGGACACAUUUCUGGUGUUUUGGGAUGCAAGAGGCGUUGCGAACUGCGCCAGCACAAGUAAAGAACCCUUGGGAGUCUACUCUGAAAGUCACAAUGAUGAUAUCACUAAAAUUUGCUUUCAUCCUAUCAAACCCAAUUUGGUAGUUUCUGGGUCAACCGAUGGGUUGGUUAAUGUGUUUGACAUUAACAAGGAUAAUGAAGAUGAUGCUUUGAUAUCAACUUGCAAUUCAGAUUCAUCAGUAAGUUUUAUUGGCUGGUCUGGGAAAGAUUAUAAACAGGUCUACUGCGUGACACAUGAUGAGGGAUUUUGUUGGUGGGACAUGGCUCAGCUAGAUACUGAAGACCCAAUAACACUAUUGCAUGUUGUGGAUGUCAGAGAGGCAGUCCAUCCUGAAAAUGACAGCUUACAUUACCUGUUAGGUGGUUUGUACCACGAAAAGGCAGACAAACUCUUCCUUAUUGGGGGAACAUCCAGAGGAAACAUUCACCUCAUGAGCUGCAGCACCGAUGGCCUGAGCCUGGUGGGUACCCUUUGCAGAGGACACUCUGCUCCUGUUCGCUCUUUCUGCUGGAACCUGACAGAUGAGUCUCUGCUGACGGGCGGAGAGGAUGCGCAGCUGCUGCUAUGGAAACCCGGCGCUGCUGAAAGGGCCCUCACAAAGAAGGCGUCUAUGAAGAUUGCAUCUUCCAUGCAGAAAAGAGUGAGAGUUCACAAGAGCUCCCUCAAAAGCAGGAAAAGGUAGCAUCCUGAAAGCGGGGAUCUCUGCUGUGUAGAGCUUUCCCGGUGUUUAAUCUCUCAGGCAAUUCUCGGCUGUGCUUUAUUUGGAGGUGUUCUGUGGAAGGAACUGUGGUGCUUGAGUUCUACCCGGGAAUGAUGUAUUUCAGUCAUUAGAAAUGACUUAUGCCUUUUUAUGGGUUUUGUUUGUUUUGUGUAUUUGCAUUUUUUUAAAGUAGCGAAUAUUAAUCAGAAAGGAGUACAUGUUUGCCUGGAAUUCUUGAAAAAUAUUUCUUAUAUUAUAUAAAAAUGUUUCUGUGGUUGUUUCAUGUCUCAGCCAACAAUUUUAAUGUGUAGUACAGGCCUGUGGCUUGCAUAAUUUGUUACCUUCCCACUAAAAUUCCCUGGCAUGUUUUAAAUGCUUUUGUAUUUCAUGCAGUAUUUUGCUUUCUUUACAGAAACUUUAAUGAAAUUGCUCAAUAUAAUAAAAGAUUUUAUGUCACA
Pezoporus occidentalis (night parrot) is the source of this 2725-nucleotide messenger RNA. RefSeq names its product WD repeat domain 89 (gene WDR89). The record is from RefSeq and is a predicted model, not a curated record. Bases 1080 to 2249 code for a protein of 389 amino acids. The transcript is spliced from 2 exons. Gene Ontology annotation, molecular function: protein binding. Lineage: Eukaryota; Metazoa; Chordata; Aves; Psittaciformes; Psittacidae.